Messenger RNA from Chelmon rostratus (copperband butterflyfish), 3127 nucleotides. It is a transcript of the gene trim59, whose product is annotated as tripartite motif containing 59. NCBI's taxonomy places the organism in Eukaryota, Metazoa, Chordata, Actinopteri, Chaetodontiformes, Chaetodontidae. The coding region runs from base 246 to 1532 and encodes 428 amino acids. The record is from RefSeq and is a predicted model, not a curated record. Gene Ontology annotation, cellular component: intraciliary transport particle B; centrosome; cilium. Gene Ontology annotation, biological process: cilium assembly. The transcript is spliced from 5 exons. Gene Ontology annotation, molecular function: zinc ion binding.
GCAAAAGUGUAAAAACACCAUAAAACAUUUUUAGUACUUUUUACAACAGCAUUUGAACGCGCUGCAGAAAUGUAUGCUCUCCAUUUUCCACCGGCUGCUGCAGUGGGAAUGUACUUAGAGCACAUGAAGGCAGCACAACAAGGAACAGGAAAUGAAACGUCUGUUGUGGACAAACACUUUGCUCCGAACAGACGAUCUUCUUCUCCCUAAAGCUUCAUUCCUGAGCCUGGACUCUAGUCUCCACCAUGGACAGCCUAGAGGAGGACCUGACGUGCUCCGUGUGCUACUCUCUGUUUUCUGACCCGCGAGUCCUGCCGUGCUCGCACACCUUUUGUAAGACCUGCCUGGACAACUUGCUCCAGGUGUCAGUCAACUAUUCCAUCUGGCGUCCGCUCCGCCUGCCGCUAAAAUGCCCCAACUGUCGCAGCGUGGUGGAGCUGCCCCCGACGGGCAUAGACGCCCUGCCCACCAACGUGUCUCUGCGGGCAAUCAUCGAGAAAUACCAGAGGGACAGCGAGCCGCGACCCCCUUCCUGUCAGGAGCACCACAGGCAGCCUCUGAACAUGUACUGCAUCCAGGAUCGGCAGCUGAUCUGCGGGCUGUGUCUGACUGUCGGGCAGCACCAGGGCCACCCCAUAGAUGACCUGCAGGCGGCCUUCAUCAGAGAAAAACAGACCCCGUCGCAGCUGCUGGCCAGACUCUCUGAGCGUAGAUGGACACAGGUGUGUGAGCUGGGGGAGCAGCUGGAGCAGGAGAAGGCCCGCUGCGAGGGCCUGGUGAGACAGGACCGACAGGAGGUCAGUCAGUUUUUUCAGAGGCUGGAGGUGGUGCUGGCCAGGAAGAGACAGGCCUGCCUGGAGGCCCUGGAUAAAGCCGGUGCCGAGGUGUCCCGAGCCUACAACCCGCUCAUCGACAGAGUAAAAGAGCUGCAGGAAGAACAGCUGGACCUCGUGUCCUUGGGUUCCUCAGUAGAGGAGGAAGACUCGCCGCUGAUUUUCCUGGAGAAGGUGCAUUUGUUCAGAGAGAGGGUGGAGCAGUUUAUUACAACCCCUCUGCCCUCAGUGAUAAACCUCUCCGUCACCCCGCGGGCAGAAGAGUACCUCCAGCAGCACUGGCCUACCGUGACCAUCGGGAGCCUUGAGGAAGCGCCCGUGCCGAAGGUGUGCUGCUGCAGCAGAUGCGGCGUGGAAGCUGAAGCCGGGAGGGAUCAGCCCGACUGCCGGGUGCAGGACCUGUGGUACGAGCUGCAGCCGACUUCCUCUGUGGUGCUGCUGGGGCUGCUGCUGCUGCUGGCGGCGCUGUGGGUCAACCCGGUCGGAGGGGCGUCACUCGGUUUCUCUCUGGUCUCCCGCUUCAGUCAGUUAGUCCACGGCCUGAGCAGCGAACUGAUCACAUCUGUCUGGGACACAGCGGGGUCAGCAUACACAGUGAUGGAGGUGGCUGUGGAAAGAUGGAGCUCUCACUUCUCCUCAGUGGGCGAGAAGGCCUUCCAGCAGCUGGCUGCAUUUCUCAAAACUCUGACAUCGCACUGAAAGAGACCGGGCUGGUCUUAACUUUGGUUUAGAAGCUGAGAAAGUCUCUCUUCCUCCACUCUUCCUAUUCCUGCACUAGAGGAGAGAAUCAACCAUAAUAUCCCAUUUAAGCACCUGCUGUUUAAGAUUUUGCAGGUCCUGGGUCUGUUUUAAAAUAUCAAGUCUGAUAGUAAAAACAUAUUUAACAAGUCAAAACAGUGAAAAUCAGAUUUUGCUGUUCUUUUUAGAUUCAGACCAACAUUGAACCUUAGGUGAUGACACUAAAUAGACCACAAUGCAUUGCAGGUGCUUUUCUUACACUCCUUUGUUUUUGUUAAUGUUUCACCACUCCCACAGUCAUCCUGGAAAAUGAAUGAUAGUUAUAAAAUUUAAUAUAACAAAAAUGUAAUUUAAUGUAAUUUAAUACUGAUCCCUCUAUAUGAGCUGCAUAAGCAAACGAGAUGGUCGGUGAAAAGAUUAUUUCCAUGUAGUAACUCUUAAUGUUGGUUUGUAGUUGCUUUAGAUGUGUACAACUAAAAACAGUCGAAAUAACUUUAUCAGAAAAAAUAUCCUUUAAAUGCAUUAACCAUGACAUGGGGAUAAUGUUCAUUGAAGGAUUUUCUCUUUAGUUUCACCUCAGAUUCCCAGGGCGUCCUGCGCAGACCUGGGCAAAAGCACAGGACAUGACUCUAAUUUUCUAUGCCUGCAAACUGCACAGAAAAAUACAGUUUGUCAAGCCUUUAAAAAAACUUGAGCCGUUUCUGUAGCUAUAAAUCUUUUUAUAUACUGAAUGGUGUUAUUAUCAUGUAUGUGCCUCUUUGGGGCGUAUUAUUCUAGGUUAUGGUCGUACUGCCUAACUCGUAAAACAUUUAUCAUAUCAAACGCCAAUAAAACAUUUCUGACAUAGAUUCAGGUUUGCAAAAAGCCACGAGGAAAGGUGUUCUGUAUGGAGAUAUUAAACAGGUGCCUAGAGACUCUUAAAUCACCUUUCCCAUCACGCAGUGGGCCUUUUCGGUAGCUUUCCCGUCGUGUCAGAGAGCUCAGGACUGCAGUACAGCUGCACAUGUAUCUCCUUACACGAGACUGUUUACAGCAUGUGGACUUUCGUGGCUGGUGAGUGGAACCAGACACAGUGGACCUGAAGUCCACGGAUCAUGUUGCAGUGAUGCACAGCUCUGAGUGGCUCCCUUGCUGUGCCUUUAACCAUCACGCCUUUACCUCGCCUCACGCAAUAGCCUUAUUGUUGUGGACUGUAAUUCCACCAGGAUCAAUAGGUCUGGCUACAAUGCUAUUUUUACUGAGAUGGUGCACUUACAAUCUAUUUUAAAGCUUAUUAUAGCCUUUGGGAAAGCUUUACCAGUGCAUCCCACAAACGUUUCUUUAUUUGAGUCAAGCAGACUUUAGCAGGACUGAAACACUAACAUGAGUAUCUAUCACAUGACAAUAGGCUGCAUUCCUACAUAUUAUGUAGUUAUGAUAUCACAGACAAAUGGCAUUUUGAUUAACAUGUUUGCAGUUUAUAAGAAAUGUUGUUGCCCAGACCUGUUUGUUGUGGUUGUAUUUUUCUAAUCUGUGUUUUUUUUAAGUGUCAUAAUAAAUUUGUUCAAAUACUUUUA